Molecule: messenger RNA, 1116 nt
Organism: Eleginops maclovinus (Patagonian blennie)
Lineage: Eukaryota; Metazoa; Chordata; Actinopteri; Perciformes; Eleginopidae
Gene: hspb6
Product: heat shock protein, alpha-crystallin-related, b6
Exons: 4
Coding region: 261-695 (144 amino acids)
Biological process (GO): response to heat; protein refolding; negative regulation of apoptotic process
Cellular component (GO): cytoplasm; nucleus
Source: RefSeq, a predicted model, not a curated record
ACAUAACAGAGGCAAGGUGCCCCACUGUGAAUUUCCAGCUCAUCAUGCGACUCCAGUAUAAAACACACACCGUAGCAGUCAGACACGUCAAGCAUCCAGUGAGCGAGCAGCUUGGAGUCAGACACACGGGCGCACCAGGGCAUCAUCUGUACUCACAGUACCUCUUUUAGGACUGACACGGGAACACACGCAUUUAAAAGGGGCCGUCCUUUCCUGCUCGCACACUCAUUUGGUGUGUUUAAGAAGAUUUAAGAAGAGAAAUGGACUUCAUUCUGCCACCCUCCUUGCCAGAUGGUGGGAUCCCAUGGGAGAAGGUUUUACCAACUCUUAUUCCUCGGCAGAAUGGGAUUUAUGGACAAUAUAAUUGGUCGCCAAAAUUACUGAUUCCAGAGACUGAUAAAACCAGCUCCGCAGAGGUGAACUGUGACGAAAGCGGUUUUAGAGUUCAAGUUGAUGUAAAGCUCUUCAACCCAGAGGACCUCCUGGUCAAAGUUACAGGAGACUUUGUCGAAGUACAAGGAAAGCAUGAAGAAAAAAAGGAUGGUGCAGGAGUUUCAACACGGCAGUUCAACCGCCGCUACCGAAUCCCAAAGGGAGUGGACACCAUGGCUUUGGAGUCAGCGGUCUCUCCAGAAGGCAUCCUCAUCAUAUCUGCACCAAUGCUGCAAACAGAGGACUCCAGCAUACCACCCUAAACCCUUCUUAUACCACUUACAUUUCUGCCGUCUUCAACAUGUAUGAACAAAAGUGCAACAUAAGCCUUUAAGAAAUAUACAGAAAUAACUUGAGGUUCCUUCAGUCACAGCAACACUCAUGCAUGCACGUGCCAAAACGCCCAUUUGUUGUUCCUGGCGCUGUUGUAAUAUUCCCUGCUCUCUUAUGUUUGUAUAUACUACUCUGCUAUUACUCAUCAAUCUUACACGAUGUUUAAAAGAACCAGUCUUUGUAAAUAUUCUGCGUUCAUAGUUCAAUGUGCUGUUUUUGCGCGCGCAACUUUUGUAAAGAAAAACACUGUACUGUUAUUAAUGAUGCACACAAAAACAUCUCCAAAAUCUUUAAUGUUGAAAUAUGUCGUGAAAAAUCCAAAAAUAAACUUUAUUUCUUUAUAAAAUAAAA